UAACUUGUCCAUAAAUCGUUUUAACAUUGCAGCAAUGCUCUGUUAUAGUUGCGUGUGUGUAUGUGAGAGGAAAGAGGUCCAAAGACGAAGUAAUGUCCUUGGGUCCCGUUUCUGGUUGUCAAGUGUGUAGCCAGGUACUGGAAUUCCUUGAAUAAAACUGUUAUAGAAACGUUUUUGCCUUCUGAGUCUGCAGGGAAAUACCUGAGCAGGUACGAAGUGGUUAGACAUCUUGUAGUAUGGGAUUGUAAUCCUUCUGUGAGGUUUGCUAACAACUCUCAGUCUUAAUAAAGUAGCAUUGCUGACAAAGUUAUUUGUACCAAUAUUAGCAUAUUAUUUUUAGUCACUUUUAUUUUUAUAAGCCUAAAUCAAGAUUACAAAAUCUCCAGAAGAAAAAACAAUCGUUAAUGAGACUGGUAUUCUGCUUAUUAAAUGAAGCAUGUCAAGCAUCACUGUCAGAGUAAUUUCUCUAUUUUUGUGAGUAGGAAGGAACAUACUACAAGUUGAAACAAAUCCUUAAAAUACAAACAAGACUUAGGGUUGUUUUUUUUAAAAAAGCUUGAUUUUUAUCAGCUGCUGACAUUUUGCUUUUGUGGACUAAAACUGGUACCACAACAUGGAAAAAAUUUCCUCUCAUGCCGAAAUAGGUCAGACAGUCAUGUGAAUAUAUAUAAAUUUGAUAAAUAAGCCUGCUUGGAAAAAAAAAAAAUGGAAAGCUGAAAUCUAACUUAUUCUAAUUAUUUUUGCAUAUGUAUAUAUAAUACUUAAGUAUAAUAUAUGUAACAUAUAAUAUAGCCAUUUUUCUAUAGGGGAGAUUAUUUAUACCUCAUUUAUAAAAUGCAGCUCUGUUUUUGUAAGUUUUUUUUUUAUAUACUGAAUAAAUAGUGGGAAAAAUGAUUUUUUUUGUUUUGUCUUGUUAGAAGCAUCUUUGCUGCAAGGGAGAAAGUUGUUGUAGUACUUGGCAUCGGGAGAGCUGCGGGCAAAAGCCAAAUACCAAGCGGCAGCGAUGAGCUACCUGGAUGAAGUACCGUUCAGGACGGCCAGGAGCUUCGAAGGCGACGCGGCGAGAGAAAGCGCGUUGCUCAGGGCGCCGGCCGUCGACGUUCCCGACUGCGCCGAGCUCCUCGUGAGCACCAUGCACGACUUCUCGCUGGAGAGGAAGGUGCUCUACUGGAUCGAGGCAGCCUCCCAGCAGCAGACCUCCCGGCGCGGGGCCACCUCCGAGGUUGUCCCCACGGCUCCCCCGUGCUGGCUGCUCCUGGUGGGCCCCGAGGACAGCUACGGCGGCGGCGCGGAGAGCGAGGAGGCGGCGGGGAGAGGCAAGGACGGCGGGGCCGGCGCCUGCCCCGUGCGGAGGUGCGUGAGCCUCGGUGCCGCCGCGGAGGCUCGCGGGCACGCCAAGGGCCGAGGCGCCUUGUCCGACACGGAGAGCGAGGCCUGGCCCUCCGAGGAGGAGGAGUACUCUGAGGACGACGAGUAUUCCUCCACCUCCUGGGAAGAAAACGACAAGGAAGAGAAGGCUCGACGGAAAAGCGUGGGCAGAGCCGCGGCUCCGUGCGCCGGGCUGCGGCAGGCCAGGCCCAAGACGUCGCCGGGCUGGCUGGAGCCCACCGUGGAGAGCGGCUGCCGCAAGCCGGCAAGCCCGGACCCAGCCGGGCAGAGGAGGUCCAUGGUGAUACUCAACAACAUGAAGAACGAGCUGGAAGGGGCCCGGAGGAAGCUGGCUGCUCUGGUGCAUCCUUUCAACAGGGCUUACGUGGAGAAGAAGCAGGCCUUCACGCUGUCCUCCCUCCACCCGCACCCCCGGGGCAGCAGGAACUUCAAACACCGGUCGGCCGCCGAGGCCGAGGCCGCCUGGCCGGGGACGCUGAGGCCGGCUCCUCCCUGCCGCGCUCCCCGGGCGCCGGCCGCUGCCGCGUCGAUCCCGCCCAUAAAAAAGCACAAGCCCACCGUUGCGUCCCUCAGCCCCUACGCCUGCCUCCCGCCGGCCUCCGCCCCGGCCCGGCCGCUGGGGUCCCACAGGGCUCACCCGGACUCGGCCGCCGACCUGCUCUCGGCGCUGAGCCAGGAGGAGCGCGACCUCAUCGAGCCCGUCGUAGCCUUGGGCUACCCGGCCCGCAAAGCCAUCCUCACCCUCCAGAAGACGGGAAAGCAGAGCUUAAGCCAGUUCCUGGGGUACCUCCGCGCCUGCGACCGGUUGCUGAAGCAGGGCUACGAGGAGGGGCAGGUGGAGGAGGCCAUGGAGAUGUUCCAGUACUCGGAGAAAAAGGCAGCCGAAUUCUUGCAUCUGUUAGCUCAGUUCAACGACAUGGGUUUCCAGCAGAACGAAAUCAAAGAGGUUCUUCUGCUUUGCGAGAACCACAGGGAGAAGGCGCUGGAGGAGCUCAUGACGCAGAGGCAGUGAGCGGCGUCGCGUCCCCGUGUCCUCCCCGGGCAGCGCGUCUCCCUGCCGGCACACGCGGAGAGCCCCGGCUUGUCCUGGCACGUCCCUGGGGUGAUGGAGCAAAGCCGCUGUAGCUUGUUCCUGCGUUGCAGCGCGUGCAAAUACGGUCAAAUGUAGGUUCUUAAAACCUUACCUGGAUCAGCAGAAGAGAUUGUUUUCAUAAAAGCCAAACACUUUUCUGGGAACUUUAGUUGUUCCUUUCUGGAGACUGACUUAGGUUUGAAUAUUGUAAUUAAAAUCUAGUCAGACCACCUUAGCAUCUCCUUUUAAACUAGAAACUUGAGAAGAAUACAUAGCUCAAUGGAGGGUAAGAAAAGAAAGCAGACUGCCGUUGUUCUAGCUAACUAAUACAUCAAGUUCAUCUAAUAAAAUGAGAAAUGGCUCAUGCAAGGUUUUAUGCUGUGUGCGCUCAGGAAGUUUUGUGAAAUCUGAACGGAGAAACGGAGGCACGGCUCUGCUCUGCCUGCCUUUUAUUCUGUGCCCAAAUUAAGAAAAUUCGGGGGUGUCCCCUGAACCUGUGGAGACAGCGGCUCGAAAUCAGGUUCUGCACAAACGACAAGAUCAGGAAAACCUGGAUGCAUGGGGGAAGUUUUGUACCUAUCGCAAAUAUGGAGAACACAAGAUUUGAAUCACCUUGCUAGAUGUUUCUCUGGCUUUGGUGAUGUAACAAUGGAUAAUUUUUUCGCAUAAGAGUACAUUAUUUUCCUUAGAAUUAGAUACAGAUGUAAUUUCUUUGAGUAAAGAUUGUUGGAGAGGCUCUUCAA
Dromaius novaehollandiae (emu) is the source of this 3204-nucleotide messenger RNA. Its product is annotated as programmed cell death protein 7. The transcript has 6 exons. Gene Ontology annotation, biological process: ubiquitin-dependent protein catabolic process via the multivesicular body sorting pathway. Gene Ontology annotation, cellular component: ESCRT I complex. Gene Ontology annotation, molecular function: ubiquitin binding. The coding region runs from base 1004 to 2401 and encodes 465 amino acids. NCBI's taxonomy places the organism in Eukaryota, Metazoa, Chordata, Aves, Casuariiformes, Dromaiidae. The record is from RefSeq and is a predicted model, not a curated record.